Molecule: messenger RNA, 693 nt
Organism: Anisakis simplex (herring worm)
Lineage: Eukaryota; Metazoa; Nematoda; Chromadorea; Rhabditida; Anisakidae
Source: the annotation of a GenBank genome assembly
AUGCCUACAAACGCUUUAGCACUCCCAAUGCCCUGUGAUAUAUUGGACGGUUGCACACUGCGUAAUCCGUGUCAGUCGCGUACGUCGCAAGAUUCUUCGAAUGAACCACAGCCAUCCACUUCACACUGGGACAAUCAGCUUUGUUUCGUAACCAACGAAUUCUUCGAGGAAGCAGUGAAGUUGCGUUCGUUACGAAGACAAAUUUUGCAGGAAUAUAGGAAGGAUGCAGAUUUGAAGUACGAUUUUUAUAUUGAAGAGUACACAAUUCAGUCUGAAGUGUACAUGGAGAGCGAGCCGUUUGAUAAUCAGAAAGGCGGAUCGCUCAAAUGGCGAUUGAGGAUUUAUCCGCGUCUGCCUAUGGAUGAUGGCCAUGAAUAUAUUGGUGUGUUUUUACGACUUGAAGAGUGCCAACACAAAAGAGUAAUGGCUUCGUUCCGCUUCUCAUGGGUUUACAGUCUCGACGAUACCGACGAAGUCAUUCAGUAUGUCGAGACGCCGUGUGCACAGCUCUUUUAUAAGAACAAAACACUCGGUUAUGCAAAAUUCUUGGAUCGUAAUGUGGUGAUGGAAACAUUGCGCGCCUUUAAUCAGCAGCCUUACGAUGACGACGAUUAUGAUGAGUUCGAUGGUGAAUUCGGCAAUUUACAUCUUGUUUGUGAGGUUCGAUUAUUACUCUCAAGAAGCUUGUUGUGA